GCGGCCGCCUGGGCCGAAGAAGGCACGCGGGCGAUUGCGUCGCAGCUCGCGGCGACCGCCGACGGGCUCUCUUAGCCAGGGAGGCCCCGCGCGAAAAGGCAGAGAACGAAGCCGCCCCCGUUUUGGCAUGCCAGUGCUGUGGCGAUUGGGGUCCUACCGGGCGGCAGGCGGGGCGGAAUGUUGCCCGUCCGCUGCUGCGGGGGCGCGCGCCGCACUGCAAGCCGCGGCGAACGGGAGGAGAAGUCGCCCGCUUUCUUAUAACUAGACUGAGAGAGUAGCUCAUGCGUCAGCUGUAACUGCAACGACCGGCGCCCGAACCACAGCCGGCUGAUGUGUGGCAUUGGGAACGCUCUGCGCCCUCGCGCUAGCUUGCUAGCGACCACCAUUGGCAAAGAACUGAGUGGGCCGGCGGCGUAAUGAACUGCCCAGGCUACGGCCGUCCAAGCGGGGCGAUGGGCCCAGCGCCUGGCGGCUCUUGCCCUUCGUCUCGCAAAACAUCGAAAGAGGUUGGAGAACGCUGAAGGCUGCGAAACCCAGGCCCUCUAGGUGCCGACGCCGCCGGGCCGAUGCGCCGAGCAAAUUAACAAAAGGCGCCGGCCCCCCGUUCGUGGGCCCGCGCACUUGGCGCAAUUUGGCGCCCUAUUUUCGGCCCCCAAGCCGCCCCGCGCCACGAGAGCGCGGGCCGGGCGGGCCGGGUUCUUCCGUUCCACCCUGGGCAUGAGGUCCCGCGCGGCCCUUGUUGCCGGUAGGCGGGCCCACAGGACCGCGGGCGGACGAGGGGGCGGCGCCAGAGGGUCCCUGAUAUUUUUAUGCCAGUGCCCCGGCGAGGCCGGUGGCGUGUGCUUGAUUGCUUGCGUGCCGGCUUCGGUUCAGCGCUGAACGGCUCGGCGGCAUCUCUUGCAUGCAGGCUCGCCGACGCCCUCCGCCUUCGUUCCUCCGGUUGUGCGCAUGCAUAGCUUGAAAGUUCGCACUUGCCGCCUCCAGGUUGGCCCGUAAGUUGCUACAGAGUAGCUCGCGCGAGUACUUACCCC
Amoebophrya sp. A120 is the source of this 1031-nucleotide messenger RNA. The record is from the annotation of a GenBank genome assembly. Lineage: Eukaryota; Dinophyceae; Syndiniales; Amoebophryaceae.